UGGCGCUGCUGUCAGUUGUGUCUGGAUGAUUAUUAUUAUUAUUUUGGUUUUCGAGCGACGUUGUUGGUGUCGAGAGAUGAUUUCAAUGAUGAAAUACGACGACUCGAAGGUGGUGAUGGGUGGUUUCUUCUGAGGGAAGUCCUCCGCAGUGCUCCGGAAGCAGUUCUGAAAUAGACCCUCGGGAUUCCACACGCGUAGGAUACUUAUAAUAGAAAGGACCCUCGGAGGAAGUCCUGCUGAAGGAGUGGGAGUGAGGAGAAGGAGGACCUACCUAGUAAUAUUAGUAAGGAGGAGGAUGACCUCGUUUUGAGGAAAACAUCAGAGCUUGAUUUCAUUCAAACUUGGCUGCCUUUCGAACAUCACUGAGUCUUCACUCAUGAUCAGGAAUGUUUACGUAUUUGUAUUUCUGAGCAGGAGUUACUGGCUGUGAAAAUGAUUGAUCGUUCAAGAUUGCAUCUGCAGUGAAUUCUGGGACAGCGCUGUGAAGUCCUCAGUACUCCUCACAUGAUGGCUGUACAAGAGGAAUUAAAUAUUAUGUUAUGGUAUAGACUUCUGAAACAAGUUAUCUUCAGUACUGGACUUGAUUAAGAGGUUCAAACAAAGGAUUCAUAACCUUAGAUUUUGUGGUGCUUUUAGUAUUAAUGGAGGUACCUCUAUGUGGUGUAGGCCGUAUUUGUUUGUAAACCAAUAAGUGCUGUCUGCAUUUUAUGGACAGAACUUUGUUCAUUCCAUAUGCUAAUCAGAUAUUUUAAAGAAAGGUACCAGCUAGUAAUAGUUCCUUGUCUAUUGAGACUAUUUCCUAGACACUUAUUAGAGCUUCAGCCUUUUAAGCUUUGCACUUAGUGCAGCAGGAGAAUUUUAGCAGUAAUCUGUACUCACACAAGAUGUACUUACGUAAUUAUUGUAUUGCCAUAGCUACUAGUCACAUGAUUCUAUGUGAUAAAGUAUUUGAGGUGAAAUGGCAUUGGCCAUAAAGAACUUUACUAAAAUUCAUACUAGGAUGAAGUUAUGAAGCAUAUAAGCGGCUUACUUGGGUAAAGCAAUCAUGCAGUCGUCAGCAGAUAUUAUGUAUGUGUAUGUGGCCAGACAGGCCUGUAAACCGGCAGGAAAUGAUUAUCCUGUGUUAGAAGUAAAUGAUGUGAUUCAUGUGGCAUCUGAGUUUAUACAUCGACAAAAUGUCAAUAUUGAAAACCCAGAUGGCUGGAUAUAUGGAGCCAAUCUACGCACCGGGCAAGAAGGAUACUUCCGAGGAUAUUGCUUAGUGCUAAAUGGAACCACUCAUGCUAGAACAAUGUCACAACGAAGACGUCUUUAUUCCCGAGACACGAGUUUACCAUCAAUAGGAGGAGACUCUCAAAUUCAUGUUAGUGGUGGCCGUAAUGUCAUGUCGGUAACCUAUGGAGAGUCGGACUAUGUCCAAGCUAUGCCAAUAGUUUCAAAUCGACGGGGAUCUGGUCACACUUCGCCCUCUGGUCAACAUAAUCUUGCCCAGUACUACUUUCUUACACCGGUCCUCUGCGCUCACUGUCGUGACUACAUUUGGGGAAGUGGACCCGUUGGCAAGCAGUGCGAAGAGUGCUGGGCGUGUUUCCACAAUGUCUGCACGCCCUUCUCCGCCGCCCAUCCUUGCUCACGUCCUCACCGAGCCCUGCCGCCUACGACGGUCACCAGUGAUGUGCCCAUCAGUCAGUGGUCGUCCAUCAACGUUGUGGAUUGGAUGGCGACAUUGAAUCUGGCCCCAUACACUGAAAUUUUCAAAGCAAAGGAUAUCAAAGGAAGCGACUUGCUGUCACUAGAUAGAGAGAAACUCGUGAGUAUGGGUAUCAAAGAUGAGUUUCACCAGAAGGCCAUUAUGGUGUGUAUAGCGCAACUACAGAAUGAGUGUGGUGAUGGCCUUUGCAUUGGAGAUAGCUCAUCCACAACCACAACAGCAAUUGGAGGAGGAGAGUGCAACACCCCAGCAUCACACCAUAACUUGAGAAAUCAGUCUUUCCAUGAGCUUCAUAGCUGUGACAAGUGUGGCCUCUAUUUGAGGGGAUUUGUGCAUCAGGGACAAUUUUGUCAAGAUUGUGGGUUGGUAGCUCACCCGACAUGUGCAGCCACUGGCCUACCGCCUUGUGUGAGACAAUCGUCCAAAUAUAUACGUCGUAUCUUGCUCUCGUCGGUAUUUGGCUUAAGCUUGUGUACUCAGUUUACGCCAGGAGAAAAGACUCCUGCUCCAUUGUUACUUGUGCGUAGUUGUCAAGAAAUUGUGUACAGUGUUGAUAAUGAUCCUUCACAAGAUCCAUAUCGUCUCUACCGAACUCCACCUCAGCAAGAGACUUUAAAUCAGCUUAGACAAGAAUGUGAUAAUGAUAUGAGUAAUGUUAACCUUAGAGUUUAUGAGCCUCAUGUAAUUGCGUACCUGAUCAAGCGGUAUUUACGGGAGCUUCCUGAACCUGUAAUUCCGGAGACUUUCUACGAUCGCUUUAUUGAAGCCAGUCGUAUUCACAAUGAUGACCAGUGUGCGAAAUGCAUGACGCAACUUGUUAGUGAACUGAAUGCUCAUCAUUUCUACACACUUAAGUUUCUGAUGAGCCAUUUCCUUCAACUUUGCCAAAUUCAAGUAAGGAGAGGCACAUUGGAUCCUCCCACACUGCUAAUUCAGUCACUGUGCCAUGUACUUCUUAGACCCCCGUGGGAAAAAAUUGUGGAAUUGGCACGUAACACAGAGGCACACAUGCGAAUUGUUGAAAUGCUCCUGCUAAAGGUUGAUUGGGGUGAGAAAGUGCCUACCUUUGCACCUGCUCCUGUCUUGCCACCAAGGCCCCGAACUUCUGUGACCUAUAGUGGAUAUGUAGAUAAUGAGGUGGUUAACCCACCAUCCCCACCAAUGGGGGUAGUCAUGCCACCUCCUAGUAUGAGUAGUUCCUCUCUACCAUAUUUUUCUAACAUCCCAGCAAAUGCCCCUAAAUCUCUUAAGGAAGCAGAGUGGUACUGGGGUACCAUCAUGCGUGAGGAUGUUAAUGUAUUGAUGAAAGACUCAAAAGAUGGUACUUUCCUUGUUAGAGAUGCUUCGACAGGGAAUAAUGAAUACACUCUUACAUUGAGAAAGGGCGGGUCAAACAAGCUCAUCAAAAUUUGUCAUCGGAAUGGAAAAUAUGGUUUCACUGAACCUUAUACUUUUAAUUCGGUCGUUGAACUAGUCAACUUCUGCCGUGAACAGAGCCUUAGUCAGUUUAAUAAGGCCUUGGACAUAAGGUUACUGCAUCCUGUUAACCGAUUUCAUGGGGAAGAAAGCGAAGGUGCCAGAAUGAGGGUUGAAGACCUCCUGUGUAGAUUGAAUGAAUUGAACAAGCAGCACAAUUCAAAAUCAUCAAAUUACACAAACUGUUAUGAAAGACAGGUAGCAUUAGCUCAGGAUAUAUCUAUAAAUCGCCAAAUUUUGGACAGUUAUGAUGAAACAAUUACGUUAAUUGGUGACCACUUGAAGCUUCACGAUAAGUUUCGUUUAGAUGCCCAGCCUCAUGAAGUUAUUGAUUUGGACAACAACAGAGAAGUUCUAGUGCGUCGAUUAAAAGCAGUAGAAGAUGCCCGGAAUCAACAAGAUCAUAUCUUUACCACAUUAAGAAGAGAUUGUCAAGCAGUGGAGAGGCAGUGCACAGCAUUGAAGUUGGAGGUCAUAAAGCUGGUAAAACAGAUGGAUCACCUUAAGAAUGUGCUACUUUCAAGGGGAGUGUCAGCUGAAUUUAUAGACCAGUGGCUGGAGAAGUCAGAUCCUACACAAGUUCCACAAGUUCCACACCCUUCAAUGGAGCUCAGCAAUGAAUCUCUCUGGCGCUUUGAUACCUACUCUAGAGAUGAUGCAGUAAAUCAACUGCAAAAUAAACCAGAUGGAACAUUUCUUGUUAGAAUGUCACAAAAUGGAGGAUUUGCGCUUUCUAUUACGUGUAACAGGGAGGUACAGCACUGUAGGAUCUUCAAAGGCGAGCAUGGAUAUGGAUUUGCAGAGCCAUUUUUGAUAUAUCCAACAUUGAAGGACUUGGUUUUGCACUAUGCUGAAAAUUCACUAUUUAUGCACAAUGACCUGCUCAGCACCACUCUCAAAUUCCCUGCACGUACAGCAAGCUAGUAAUAAUUGUCGUCUAGGAAAUUGAACGUCCGUCUUUGGGAGAGUGGGUAUGAAAAUGACCAAGUUUAGGCACCAAACCAACAUUGAAGAUGUCAGUGGUGCAUUCUGUGUAAGCCAUGCUAGCACAUUCUACUUGUACAGCAACAUCUUUGAAGAAUAGCAAGUGAAAGUUAUCUACCCUCUUUAGUAGUGGUGGAUACUAAAAAUUUUCUUCGUGUGUAAUAGAAGUAUUACUGGUAGAGUGCAUAAAAACCUGGCAUGCUUUUUCUCCCUGACUGAGGCCUGGUUUUGGUCUUGCAGUGUCCAUACCUUUGAAAAAGGAAAUAAAUAUGGCUUGCCCACCUCCAUAACUGCUACUUGAAGUCUGCUGUUAGACUUGAUCAUGCUAUUAUUUAUUGUAAUAGAAAUCUAUAUAUAUCUAUAAAUAUAUAUAUAUAUGUACUUUAUAUGCAAUCUUGAACAGAGUACUUGUAGCAGUUAGUUGGAGUCCCAUUUAUAACUCUGGUACAAAUUGUUUCAGGACUAGUAAAGGCAAGUUGUUUAAAGUGACAAGUAGGAUUUGUCACGUCCUGCAGAGUUUAGUAUCGAGUGAUCAAAGUACGGGUACUGCCCACUAGCCAGAGGCUAAUGCCCGUGCACGUUGUUUUUCAUAGCGGCCAAAGAUAAUUGCAAAUAUUUUACUGUCAGUGCUUGAUAUUCCCUCAUAAGUUUUGUUUAAAAAAGUUGGUAUUUUAUCAGAAAAGGAAAAUAAAUGUUAUAUAUGAUAUGAUACUAUUGUACUUGUGCUGUGAAAAGUACAUUUGCCCUUGUUUUCAAACAAAGUGAAGAUCUCUGGUACAGUAAAUGGAAGCGUAGUGUUGGACUGAUCUGACUAAAAUGAAGAGAAACUUCUGCAUUCCAUUAAUAAUUAAAGUUGUGAACAUGAUUACAAACUUGUUCUUCUGAGUCAGAUAAGUGAUUUGAGUGGAAGUGAAUAAUAUGCAUUGGAAAUGCUCCAGCCUAAGUUUGAGGACAUGAAACAGGGCACUGGGGUAUCAAAGUCAACUCUAGUCUCCAGACCCCAAGCCACACGCUACAUCAUUGACUUCAUUCUCAGUCAUCCCAUUUUUUUAUAUACUUUGAAACUUUUCAUGCAUCUCAUUAAAUCAUUUAUGUUUCAUUAUAAAUUGUACUUAUGGAUGUGUAUGUAUAUUGGUGUGUAUGGUAUAAAUAUAUAUUAAUGAAAUAUAUGUAUAUACAUAUAUAUAUGCAUCUGUAACUUGUCUAUGUAUAUAAGUAGUUAUAUAUUGGUAUAUAAAUAAUUAUAUAUUUAGAUGACUGUGUAUAUAAAUGUAUAUGUAGUAUAUAGUGUAUGAACUAUAGAGUGAAUCUUUUUCUACACAUAUUUAUAUGACUGCAGUCUUCCACUGAAUAAUGUUAUAGUGAGUUUACUUGUGUAGGCUUACUGGUGUGAGUUUUGCUUGUGAAGAGAUCAUGGCAGUCAUUUUAUUUGGUAGUAAAAAAUAUUAGAAAUUAGUUGUAUAUUUUCCAUUUCCUUAAAGAAUUGUCUAUUUUCAUUAUUUUAGGAUUCCUGUUGUACCAUAAUUGUCAAAAAGGUUUUUGAGUAGUGAUGGCUCAAGACCAUCUUUAGGCUUAAAAGGAUCAACAGUGUAAUCUCGUGUCGCACCAACUAUUUUUCAUGCUGUAUUUGAUGUAAUUUUGUGGAUUUUAUAACAAAACUUGAAACCUACUAUUUUAAUGAGUUCAGUGAUUAUACAAAUUUUGAAGGAAAUUUAUUUUUACUCAUGCAACAUAUUGUUAUUACUGUAUACAUGGUCUCGAUAGCAUAAGAUGAGCACUUUGUGGCUAUACCAAGUGUAAAACUCACCAUUUCACAGGUCGGCCAUGGGCUUGGCAUAGCAAAUAAUUUAGCUUUCAUCGCAGUUUAUUUAUUGAUCUGAUCACUGAAUUACUAGUCUCCCCCUCCCAUAUUUUUUUUCCCCUCUAUUAAAACAUUUUUGAUGCCUAUGUGCUAAGUAUUUGUCAUCUCAUCUAGUCGCCUCUCCUCAUUAUUACAUGCCCACUGACCCAGUGUUUUAAAUCAUGUCAGUGCUAGGUACUGUGACUUGUUCACUUGAUAAUAGAGCUGCUUUUCAAUAAAGUAUCUUCAUGCAGUGGGCAAGUGGUGAGAGGGUGGGUGGCUGCGCAAUGUGAUAACUGUGGUGUGUGGCUUUGGGCAGUUGUGUUUAAGCAUUUAGUCACGACUAGGCCACACAGCCACUACCCCGUGCCCGUCGCUUGUCACCUUCCCUCCCAUGCUGUGCAGGGAAAUAGUCUCAAUAAAGUGCUCUUUGGUAA
Molecule: messenger RNA, 6448 nt
Organism: Macrobrachium nipponense
Lineage: Eukaryota; Metazoa; Arthropoda; Malacostraca; Decapoda; Palaemonidae
Gene: Pi3K21B
Product: phosphatidylinositol 3-kinase regulatory subunit alpha-like
Exons: 17
Coding region: 1046-4111 (1021 amino acids)
Biological process (GO): phosphatidylinositol phosphate biosynthetic process; insulin receptor signaling pathway; regulation of GTPase activity
Cellular component (GO): phosphatidylinositol 3-kinase complex
Molecular function (GO): GTPase activator activity; protein binding; 1-phosphatidylinositol-3-kinase regulator activity
Source: RefSeq, a predicted model, not a curated record